This is a messenger RNA of Acanthamoeba castellanii str. Neff, 509 nucleotides long. Its product is annotated as carboxylesterase, type B family protein. The transcript has 2 exons. NCBI's taxonomy places the organism in Eukaryota, Discosea, Longamoebia, Acanthamoebidae. The annotation marks the transcript as partial. The record is from RefSeq and is a predicted model, not a curated record.
AUGCUCCACACCAUGGUCCACAAGUACUCCAACCCGGCCAAGUACCUCACCUACGCCCAGAACGUGAUCCUCCACUCGACCUGGCAGUGGGUGCUCCCCACCCGCGCCCAGCAGCAGGCCGCCUCGCUCAAGUGGGCCGCCAGCAAGGGAUGCAACCAGACCACGACCGCCGCCGUGCUUGCCUGCAUGCGCGCCCUGCCCGCCACGAGCAUCGUGUCGACCUCGGGCCUGGUCAACUACUUCCAGCCCUCGGUCGACGGCCCAGCCCUACAACCUGUCAAGAACGGCGACUACAACACCGACGUCAACGUCAUCAUCGGCUACAACGCCGACGAGGGCAACUACAUGGCCUUCACCCGCAACGGCUUCCGCGGCCCGACCGCCGCCCUCACCGAGGCCGACUACAUCAAGAGCGUCUACACCACCAGCCUGUCCUACUGGCUCACCAGCGCCCAGAUGGACGGCAUCUUCAACUGGUACGCCGGCAACACCGCCGACGUCGGCUACUG